This is a messenger RNA of Neltuma alba, 1073 nucleotides long. RefSeq names its product adenylate kinase 4. Gene Ontology annotation, molecular function: AMP kinase activity; ATP binding. NCBI's taxonomy places the organism in Eukaryota, Viridiplantae, Streptophyta, Magnoliopsida, Fabales, Fabaceae. The transcript has 6 exons. The record is from RefSeq and is a predicted model, not a curated record. Gene Ontology annotation, biological process: nucleobase-containing compound metabolic process. Bases 149 to 892 code for a protein of 247 amino acids.
GAAGCUUUGGAGGGUCCGAAAUCUGAGGCAUUCGGAAGCUUAAAUUCCCGUCGUCACUUCAACGCGUGAGCUGGUUCUGCUGACUACCUGGGUUUCUCCUCUGAGACGAGAAAACUAAGGCCAUUAAGAAGAAGCAAGAGAAAGAGGAAUGGCGAGCAGUAGUGCGGCAGUUAACCUGGAGGAUGUUCCCUCUAUGGAUCUCAUGACUGAGCUUCUCCGUCGCUUCAAAUGCUCCUCCAAACCUGACAAGCGUCUCAUCCUCGUUGGUCCUCCUGGUUCAGGAAAAGGCACUCAGUCACCAAUAAUUAAAGAUGAGUACUGCUUGUGCCACUUAGCUACAGGUGACAUGUUAAGAGCCGCUGUAGCUGCUAAAACCCCUCUGGGCAUCAAGGCUAAAGAAGCUAUGGAUGCAGGACAACUUGUUUCUGAUGACUUAGUUGUUGGCAUUAUAGAUGAAGCAAUAAAGAAACCAUCAUGCCAGAAAGGUUUCAUUCUUGACGGAUUUCCAAGAACUGUGGUCCAAGCAGAGAAGCUUGAUGAGAUGCUGGAGAAGAAGGGGGUUAAAAUUGAUAAGGUGCUGAAUUUUGCAAUUGACGAUGCUAUCCUUGAGGAGCGUAUUACUGGUCGCUGGAUACACCCAUCCAGUGGCAGAACCUACCAUACAAAAUUUGCUCCUCCCAAGGUUCCUGGGGUUGAUGAUGUUACUGGUGAGCCUCUUAUUCAGCGCAAGGAUGAUACAGCAACUGUUCUCAAGUCGAGACUGGAGGCAUUUCACAAGCAAACUGAACCGGUUAUUGAUUAUUAUUCAAAGAAGAGAGUUGUUGCUAACCUCGCAGCUGAGAAACCUCCCAAAGAAGUGACGGCUGAAGUGGAGAAGGUGCUAUCUUCAUGAGACUCAGAUAGCUUCACCUCCUGAUGCAUCUGUUUUUGCCAUUCAUAAAUAAGUUUGCCAAUUUGAUUUUAAUAUCAUACUCUGAACUUUAACUCAUUUGUUUCACAAGAAACGCCGGCCUUAGUCAAACUCACUGAUUGUGAUGAGUUACUUUAACGAAAUAAAAUUCAGUUGAGUCUUA